Moneuplotes crassus is the source of this 2311-nucleotide messenger RNA. The record is from the annotation of a GenBank genome assembly. Lineage: Eukaryota; Ciliophora; Spirotrichea; Euplotida; Euplotidae.
AUGAUACCAGACACCAAAAGAAUUUGGGCAUUUCUAUGACUCUUAGCCUGAUGAGUCCUUCUAGUGAGAAGCCAAGCUAGUGGAGAGGUAAACCCUUUCACAGUGUACACCCAGACAUAUGGAAGAGAUGUAGAGCUAGAUCCGUAUAGUUUUAAUCUACAAACUUUUCUAGCAUACCCACAUUUAUUUGGAGGUACUACGAGGAGGUGUCAAAUGCAGCUUAAUGAAUAUAAUUAUUAUUUACUCCAAAGCAGUCAGGAUUCUGGAAGAGGUACCCCACUGAGCGCAAAAACUAUUAAUGCUGUUGACCAACUAUCUGAUUUUGUCCAUCUAUCUUCGAAUAAUGAGAAUGAAUUUUCAGGUUAUGAGAGAUGCAGAGAUCAAAUGAGGCAAAGGUACUAUAUUGUUCAUAGAGAAGAUAGGCCUAAUAUUCUACAUUUUGGAAUGUGAGUGCCUGAUUUAUGUACUCCUGAUGAUAUUCAUCACAUAAUUACUGGGCUCAGGCGACUCUUAGCAACAUACAGAACUCAAAAUGUAAACCUAGGAAGUAUCUCUCCAGGUGUCCUUGCUCUUUUGGAGCCAAAUUUUAAGCUUAGAGUUUAUGACUCAGAUGUAAUGAAUGAGGAUGCCAAAGAUAUCGAGUUUGGACAUAUUUGUAUGUGGUCUUUCUUUGGAAUUUUCACACUCCUUGUUAUUGCAGCGACAGCCUAUCACAUUAAUAUAGAAGUGAGUGGCGAUGCUCAAUUAAAUUAUAACUUGGGAGUGCAAGGCCCGAGGAAUUUUAAAGAGAGACUGGUUUUAGGAUUUUCUUUAGGUAAAGCCUUUGAAAAACUUACUGAUACGACUAGCAGAUUGGGAGCCAACACUCUCGAACCUCUGAGAGGAUAUAAAUUCUUCUGUGCUCUCUGGAUCGCUGCUGGGCUAUAUUGUUACGGGCCUCAAGGUCCUUUCAAGGAUGCUCAGAAGCUCAAUGACGAACUCUCAAAGGAUUUUAUUACAAUCCUUGGCAGAGCUACUAUUUUUAUGGUUGAUUGCUUGUUGUGGAUCAGCGGGGUCUAUACUGCCUACGCUUUUAUAUAUGACCAAGUUAUUGUUAGAGAUUAUCAAACCCAGACACCAAGAGAUAAAAUAGUUAUCUAUAUUAUUGAAGUUCUGAACAAGACAGGAAAGCUAUUCUUCUUAGUUUUAGCCUCUAUACUCAUUUUUGGAUGGGUAGGACCAACUAUUGGAAAUGGUCCUGUGUUCUCUGAGAUGUAUUAUUAUCAUACAAGGAGAAUGAAUGAUUACUGGUACACAUACUUAACAUUUACAAACAACUUCAUUAAGGUUGAAAAUCAAGGGAUGGUAUGGGGAAGUUUCAUUGCAACUGAACUACAACUAUUUAUUUGUGCUCUUCCUUUAAUCCGAAUGCUUAUCAGAAGAAGAACUGCAGGGUUGGCAAUAUUGGCAUUCUUAAUGGUUUGCUCUCUUGUGUGUUCUUGUAUAGCCAAAGAUGUGCAUGUAUCUGUGAUAAGAGAUGCCUAUCCAGUCAUGGAAUACCAGCAAAGGUUCUACCAGAAAGCAUUUCCUUAUUGUGCUGGAAUUCUAACGGGUCUCUUUACUUGGAAGGUACAUCAUGAGGAGAAUGAAGGCACAAAGUUUCAGGAAUAUGUUGAGAAGAUCGAACAGAAUAGCACACUGAGGUAUAUUAUGCAUUUUUCUGGAACUGCUAUGAUAAUUGCAGUAAUUUGAACUCUUCAACCUAUCGAUCAUGAUAGAUCUCACGAUAUUACCACUUCUAGUAUAUUUUUACUCACUGCAUCACAGAUUUUUAUGCCACUUGGGAUGGCUUUGAACUUUAUUCCAAUGGUAUUAAACCGAUCUGGAGCUCUUAAAUCAAUAAUGGGCAGUCGACUUUUCAAGCCUCAUUCCACACUGCUGUUCAUAAUGAUCCCCAUUAGCGGAACUUUGGCUUUUUGGGCUAUUUAUACCCAACAAGAGCCGUACUAUUACGAUUUCAAGACUUAUGUUUACACUAUGUUAUCUUACUUCCUUUUAUUGUCAAUCCUAGCCUUGCUUGUUUGGUGAUUAGUAAUCUCACCCAUCUACAACACCUUCGAUUGCUCUUUGGAUUAUUUGAAAAAUUACUAUAACCUUGGAGGAGAUUUCAGAGAUAAUGAUGAGCCUGAUGAAAAUGACAAGCUUCUCACAAUUUCAGAGGAUGAGUUGAAUGAUGACGAUAGUCAUAAAGAUGACGACGACAAAGGUAAUCCAGGCCCAUCUGCUUCACAAUCUUUUAGCCACAGUGUAGAUGAGUAAUUUAAGAAAUCAA